AUGAGGUUCUUUCACGCGCAGACAACAAACGAUGAAGAAUAUUCUUUGAAUUCUUCCCGACAAUCUACAGCUUCCUUCAUCGCGUUCCUUCCUCCCGAGAUCCUUGCCGCCAUAUUUGUGUACGCCCGACCUACGCGUCGUCUCAGACGCAAAUUAGCUUUCGAAGUAACUCUCAGCCAUGUAUGUAUGCAAUGGCGCGGCGUCGCACUGACGACCCCCGCCCUUUGGACCACCAUCGAUAUUUCUUCGACUAAGUCCCUAAGUUGGGCGCCCGUCUACCUUCAGCGCUCUGGAGAUGGGCUCCCGCUAGAUAUCCGGGUGGAUAUUUACGCAGAGGACCGACUCGUUCGCCACAGUGCGUCCAAAAACACCGCUAUUGUGCAAGCCGUCAGGGACUUGAUUGGGCUUUACAUUGGUCGUUGCCGGUCUCUCCUUGUUUUCACUUUUCACGAAGAAACAGCAUCCCUUAUUCUUUCCCGUUUGCACAACGUCGCCGCGCCGCUCUUGGAACGCCUACGCAUUAAUGCGGGUUGUGUUAGUCAACCCUUUGCAGAUACCACUGCUGCUGCUAGUUGCAUCUUAUCUGGCGGGGCACCACGGUUGAGGUUUUUGGAGACGGAGACGAUGCACUGUUUUCCCUUGGCCAACCUUGAGACCCUUCAUCUUCAUAGGCUCCAUAAUGCUGAACCCAUCGAAUAUGAGCAGCUAACGCAGAUAUUUGCAGCUCUCCCUGCGCUAUCCAACCUUUCCAUUCGCGGACCGAUCCACUCAUCGCAGUGGCCUCUUCACCUGACUGCUCCUACCUUCCUCAUGUCGUCCUUGAGAUCGCUCAUGAUUUCUGAAGACGGGCCUUUCGCAGUGAAGUUUUUGCUGUCGGUUUCAGCACCUUCGCUCCAGUCCCUAUGGUUGGAUUGCUCAAUUGACAACACAACCCUUUUCGAAGCCCCUCAGAUGCUCGCUGGGAAUAAGUUCCCUGUGCUAAAGUACCUCACGCUUGAGUCGUAUUCUAUGUACACCACCAACUCCUUCGCUGGCAUCUUUCCCACAAUAACCCACCUACAUCUAUCCUACGCGGCCUUGUUCCAUGUCAAGCAUUUCGAGGGUGCAAUGGUCGCCGAGCCAACAAUCUGGGGGCAACUGGCUACGCUGAUUGUGACGGCUAGGAAAACCGAUCACGCUCGUAAAUUUUUUGGAUCCCUCUGCCGCAUCCUCCCAGACCGUCGGCGGGCAGAAGCUCCUUUACAAAGUCUUUUACUGGAUGGCGACCUCUUAAGAUUUCUCCUUGCACAGAAGUCUGACCUGUUACACGAGCAUGUUACCAUGGAAGAGCUGCAUAAAGAUAAUUAUAGCGAAUUUUGGUGGGUCAAUCGACACGAAGAUACAGUUGAUAGAAUAGGCGUCCCAUUGAUUGGCGAGCCAUGA
Molecule: messenger RNA, 1422 nt
Organism: Laccaria bicolor S238N-H82
Lineage: Eukaryota; Fungi; Basidiomycota; Agaricomycetes; Agaricales; Hydnangiaceae
Exons: 1
Coding region: 1-1422 (473 amino acids)
Molecular function (GO): protein binding
Source: RefSeq, a predicted model, not a curated record